This is a messenger RNA of Suillus plorans, 1808 nucleotides long. RefSeq lists its product as uncharacterized. The transcript has 4 exons. Bases 1 to 1458 code for a protein of 485 amino acids. Lineage: Eukaryota; Fungi; Basidiomycota; Agaricomycetes; Boletales; Suillaceae. The record is from RefSeq and is a predicted model, not a curated record.
AUGACGACUAGUAGUACUUCACGUUCAGCUCCACCGCCGUCACUACAAGAAGUACAAAGAAAAUUGUCCGUUCACUCAACAGCUAGACCUAAGAAGGCCCUUCCAGUGUCACAACCACACGUUUCUGGUACCGAGUCUGACUCAGACUCGGCUUUGUCACCCGAUCUUGUCUCUCCAACAUCACAGUCAUAUGGUUCUAACGCGGUCUCCGCCAGCACAUCUCAGCCUCCACUAUCCUCCAUUGCAGAGGGAAAAUCAGGAAGCGGUGAGGAGUCUGACGAAGACGAAGAGGAGGAGGAGGAAGGUGGUUGGAGAACCGCAACCAAGGCUGAAAACCCACAAAGUUCUUUCGACGAGAAGAUGAUCAAGUCGGGCUAUCUAUGGAAGAAAGGCGAGCGACGCAAGACUUGGAAAAAACGAUGGUUCGUUCUUCGACCUGCACAUAUCGCUUAUUACAAGACCAACGCGGAAUACCAACUGUUACGCCUGCUGGAUCUCUCCGACGUACAUUCCUGCACCCCAGUCGCGCUCAAGAAACACUCCAAUACGUUUGGUGUUGUCUCUACUGUUAGAACGUUCUAUCUCCAGGCUGAAAGCCCAGUGGAAGUCCAGCGGUGGGUCCAGGCAAUACAGGACGCGAGGGAGGCUCUCCUGACCAUUUCAACUCAAACAUCGCUACUAACACCCCCUAUACCGAUACCCGGGGCUCAAUCAGCACCUUGUCGCAUUAUGGUCUCGAACUCGCCUCCGAAAGCAUCCCACGCUCAAAAUAUAACCUCCUCGGACUCAGAUGAUGCCUCGCCAAGCGCACAGCGAACCUACUCGACGUCCUCGCAGAAUCGCCUUGCAAUUUCUUCCUCACCCACGCGAAUGCAAGCUAUACCAAAAGAAGCCGCAAAGAUAGUCUUAUCUGGAUAUUUGAUGAAAUGCGGUUCGAAACGACAUAAUUGGCGCAAACGGUGGUUCAUGUUGAACGGUGAAAAAUUAGUCUACUCGGGAAGUCACAUGGACACAAAACCCCAUCGGCAGUUUUCAUUUUCUGAGAUUCUCGAUGCCCUGGAGUUCGAUAUGCGGGGUCACAAGCACAGUGCACCCAUUCCUCCUCCUUCCACUUCGCCACUAUCAUCAACAGUACCCGAUGACUCGCACGGCCACUUUACGUUCAAGAUAGUCACUACGAAAAGGACGCUACUGUUAUGUGCUCCAAGCGAGGAAGAAGAAAUUAAAUGGCUUAGUGCCAUUCGUGCUCUUAUAGCUCGACGAUCAGGCGCCGGUGUCGUGCCAGGAGAUCUGGGUGGAAAUGUCGGCAGCGCUUCGAAGCAGCCGGCUUCUGGUACAGACACCAAUCAGGGCUCUGGGGGAGGAUCUGCAUCGAGUAGCGGGUUGAGACACAAGGUCAGGAACUUGAGUAUAAGCGGACCGAGUGGCAUUGCCGCAGCGCCCAUUUCGGAGGACUAGAACAAAGUACAAACAACGCAAGAUAACGGCAUCCUUCCAAGUCACCUCAGUUGUCCUUCAGUAACACUCUCACGUCAUUAUUUUUCCAAUCAUGCUUCCCCGGGUGUAUUUGAACUCGACUGUCAUCAUUCAUUGCCUCACGGGCAUCAGUUCUAUUCCUCUUCUAGUGAUAUCUAUGUCUCAGUCUGGUGUUCUGCAGUUUAUGUAGACGACCCUCUGUUCGCUUGUGCUACAAUGGUUGGACGUAUAGGCCCUGACACUAGGGCAGAUUCGAUUGCGAUUUCAUAUAUAAUAUACAAUACUAGUUUGAUAAUCAGAAAGCGACAAGCGCGGAUGAUUUGACAAGCAAA